CGUCUCUUUCCUUUCCGUUCCUGUGCCCCUUCCAUCCUUCAUCCUAAGCUGCUGCGAUGUCGGUUGCUACAACAAAGAGGGAGUCCGAGCUGUCCGGGCAGAUUGAAGACUUCGUGGCGCUCCUGAAACGGGGCGGAAAGCGGCCGCGCUCGGAGGAAGCUGCCCGGCAGACGGUGGGGCUGCUGCGGAGGAUCGUAGCAAACGGGCGCUGGGACAAUGCGGGAGAUCUAAUGAAACUGAUUUGUAAGGAAUGUCAAAGAAUGACUGCAGCCCAGCCAUCUGAGACCACUGUGGGUAACAUGGUGAAACGAGUGCUGAAGAUAAUUCGUGAGGAGUACGGCAGGCUCCGAGGGCGCAGUGAGGAGAGUGACCAGCAAGAGUCACUGCACAAACUCUUGACCUCAGGAGGUCUCAAUGAGGAUUUCAACACCUACUAUGCUCCACUCAGGGCCAAUAUAAUUGAAGCUAUUAGUGAGCUCUUGAUUGAACUAGAGGGCACUACUGAAAACAUUGCCAUGCAAGCACUGGAGCAUAUUCACUCCAAUGAAGUGAUCAUGACCAUUGGGUAUUCACACACAGUGGAGGCCUUCCUGAAGGAGGCAGCACGUAAAAGAAAAUUCCAUGUCAUUGUGGCUGAAUGCGCACCCUUUUGCCAGGGUCAUGAAAUGGCUCUCCGUUUGUCUAAAGAGAAUAUAGAAACCACUGUCAUGAGUGAUGCAGCCAUUUUUGCUGUCAUGUCUCGAGUCAAUAAGGUUAUCAUCGGAACAAAGACUAUCUUGGCCAAUGGGGCACUGAUAGCUGUCAGUGGGACUCACACCUUGGCACUAGCAGCCAAACACCACUCCACCCCUCUCAUCGUCUGUGCACCUAUGUUCAAGCUCACACCACAGUUCCUUAAUGAGGAUGACUCAUUCCACAAGUUUGUCUCUCCACAGGAAGUGUUGCCUUUCACAGAAGGGGAGAUUCUGUCCAAAGUCAAUGUUUACUGCCCAGUCUUUGACUAUGUUCCUCCAGAACUUAUCACUCUCUUCAUUUCUAACAUUGGAGGCAAUGCUCCUUCUUACAUCUAUCGUCUCAUGAGUGAACUCUACCACCCAGAUGAUCGUGAACUUUGAGCUAUGGACAUUAUUUAUACCACAAAACGGAUGUGUAAUUUGUUUCACCUGACGAAAGUGCAGCUGAAUCAAACAUUAAACUGCAGAAAAUUAAAUUA
This is a messenger RNA of Elgaria multicarinata webbii, 1213 nucleotides long. RefSeq names its product eukaryotic translation initiation factor 2B subunit beta (gene EIF2B2). Gene Ontology annotation, molecular function: guanyl-nucleotide exchange factor activity; translation initiation factor activity. Gene Ontology annotation, cellular component: eukaryotic translation initiation factor 2B complex. The record is from RefSeq and is a predicted model, not a curated record. Gene Ontology annotation, biological process: translational initiation. Bases 57 to 1115 code for a protein of 352 amino acids. NCBI's taxonomy places the organism in Eukaryota, Metazoa, Chordata, Lepidosauria, Squamata, Anguidae. The transcript is spliced from 8 exons.